CUCAGACAUUCGAGCCAUCCAAGGCAACUGGGCCACCUGGACAUCAUGGGCAUCACCUCGGAAUAUGCAGUUGUCUACAAGCCUGACAGCAUACCUUCAUCUAAGCAGGACUCCGUCCGCGGCCUUCGACUCGAGUCUCGCGGGAUCAAGUUCGUCCGGGUCCAAUUCGUUGACUACACGAACACUGUACGCUUUCGCAUUUUACCCAUCACAUACUUCAAGCGAGUAUGCGAGACGUUGCGGCCAGGCGUUCUCUUUGACCUCUCUCUACUCGGCACAGUAGAGGGCGACAUCGCGGAGUCAUUCAGCACGGAGGCCGCAAGCCUGUACGCAAUCGACUUCAGUAGUUUCCGUGCAUGUCCGUACGCCCCGGGACAUGCUACAAUCAUGGGCUGGUUCCAAAUGAAAACGGCAUCACCCACGGGCAGCUUAACGAUCCCAUUCUGUCCAAGGACGCUCCUGGAAAGCAUCGUAACCGAGGCCAAGUUGAAAGCAGGCCUAACCUUCCUGGCAGGCUUCGAAACCGAGUUCACCCUCCUCAGGUUACAAGACGCGUCAACACAAUCCGCCCCUGUAAAUCGAGCGGGAUGGGGAGCUUCAUCGGGCCAUCGGUCGGGCACUGUGGAGAAGACGGGGCUCGAGGAGAUCGUUGAGAACCUGCUGGAUGUCGGCGUCGAGGUUCAAGCACUGCACGGGGGCGCAGCUCCGGGUCAGUACGAGCUUGUGAUGGGGCCGUCGACGCCCUUGGAAGCCGCAGAUACGCUUGUGCAUACGCGUGAGACGUUCUACAACGUCGCGAGCAAACAUGGGCUCCGUGCGACGUUUGCAGCUAAGUUGCACACCAAUUCCCGUCAGUCUCCAGACAUUCUGCUCACCAUCGACCACGUCACUCACCUCCUUCGCAGGCAGCGUCGGCACUCAUCUGCACAUAUCCCUGCAUACCAACAAGGCCGAGGCAACCUCGAGCCAAGAACGUGCCGCCGCAAUCGCACCUACGCUCACGCCCACGGACGCUCCUUCCUCCAAACGCUCGUCGAGCACAUCCCCGCCCUGAGUGCAAUCAACCUGCCCAUCGCCGCCUCGUACGAACGCGCCCGGGACGGCGAACCACCGGCCAACGCGUAUGCGAGCUGGAGCAGCAGCCGUAAAGACGUCCCCGUGCGGUUAUGCGGGGACCGAGGCGCGCAUCACAUCGAAGUGCGGACUAUCGACGGGACGUCGAAUCCCUACUUGGUCUUGGCUGGCGUUCUGGCGGCAGGGUUACUAGGUGUUUUCAGCGGUGCAAAACUGACCUUUGGGGACUGCUUGCCACGCACGUUAUGCGAUGCGAGGAGGUUGUUACAGGAAGACGGUGCUCUGAGGGAGAAGUUGGGCGAGGAAUUCGUUUCUCGGUUUCUGUCAGCGAAUGAGUCGCUUGAGCGGGUCAUGACGCAGUCUACGGAGGGCGACAACUUCGCGCAUAUGUUCGAGCGCUAUUAG
Molecule: messenger RNA, 1479 nt
Organism: Rhodofomes roseus
Lineage: Eukaryota; Fungi; Basidiomycota; Agaricomycetes; Polyporales; Fomitopsidaceae
Product: FLU1-II
Exons: 4
Coding region: 46-1479 (477 amino acids)
Molecular function (GO): glutamine synthetase activity
Source: RefSeq, a predicted model, not a curated record